GUUGGCUGGACGCCCACGGCAGGGUCAGGUGGGUGGGGAGACUUAAACUCAGUGCCCCGGUGGCCGAGGAAGGAGGGUGACAAUGGGACCAGGGAGGCUGACGUGUGUGCUGGUCUUGGCGCUUAUGCCGGCUACGGGGUCGCGGCCACAGGAACAGCUACCCAGGGAGUCCCACAACCUCAACUGGAACAAGGUUUCAGGGUUCUGGUACAUUCUGGCUGUCGCCUCUGAGGGCCAGAGAUUCUUGCCAGGCAGAGACAGGAGGAAGCUGGGGGCACUGAUGGUGGAGGUCCACAAAGCGGGCCAGCUGAAGGUGGUCCUUGCAUUCAGCCGGUCACAGGGGUGCCAGUCACACACGUUAAUUCUGCGGAAAGAUAGGAAAAAGGCGAUGUUCAGGAAUACUUGUGCGUAUGAAGGCCCGGGCCUGGAGAGAAAGACCUGGGGGUGGGCGUGUCCCCAGCUUCACGGCCACAGGCCUGAUGGGGUGGUCCCACGCUUCUCUUCCGGUCCAGUGAAGGGGGUAGAGGGCUUCCACGUGCUGUCCACCGACUACAGCUACGGUGUGGUCUACUUGCGCCUGGGCCGGGCCGGCCGGACCUCUAAGACCCUGCUGCUCCUCAGUGAGUCCAGCGGCAACACCUGGGGAGGGGUCGUGCGGGGUGCAGCGCGUCUGCCACCAGUCCCCGUGGGCCCUGACGUCCUACACUUCCUCAGGAAGUCGUUCACUUAUUCGCCCAACAUUUCCAAGCCCCCGUGA
Molecule: messenger RNA, 757 nt
Organism: Callorhinus ursinus (northern fur seal)
Lineage: Eukaryota; Metazoa; Chordata; Mammalia; Carnivora; Otariidae
Source: RefSeq, a predicted model, not a curated record